GGGUCUCGCGUGUCUUCUGGCAGCCGAAGGAGGCGCAAGCCUUUUGCGCAAAGGGCCGCCCCACCCUCUCCUUGCUGGGCAAGGCGGUGUGUGGCUGAGAUCCUUGGCGAGAUACCUUUUCGGAGAGGGGGGCGGGUGCUCCCUGCAGACAGGGGCAGGAUGCAACCGGGCAGGCCGGCCGAGCGGAGGGAGGAACUCUGCCGCGCUGGGUGGUGCAAACUACGGGAAUGCUUUUAGCCCGCACCAACAUGGCUGCUGCCUUUCGAGCUGCAAACCGGGCAGCGCGCCCAUUUUCAGAAAACAGCUGCGGUCCAGCAAGAAUCCAGCUACAAUGGAGAUGCCAGUCAACCGCAACAGCAGCCGUCCAGGUCCAAAAACCCAAGCCUCAAACUGAGCCUGAAAAGAGGAAACCGAAAACAGGGAUCUUGAUGCUGAAUAUGGGAGGCCCAGAGACUCUGGGAGAAGUCCAUGAUUUCCUCCUUCGGCUGUUUCUUGACAGAGACCUAAUGACGCUUCCAGUUCAAAAUAAGCUCGCGCCCUUCAUUGCAAAGCGGCGCACUCCGAAAAUCCAGGAGCAAUACAGUCGGAUUGGAGGAGGAUCGCCUAUCAAGAAGUGGACGGCGGCACAAGGAGAGGCCAUGGUGAACCUGCUGGAUAAAAUGGCUCCUCGCUCUGCUCCCCACAAGUACUAUAUUGGUUUCCGGUAUGUCCACCCCCUGACGGAAGAAGCAAUUGAGUUGAUGGAGGAAGAGGGUAUCGAAAGGGCCGUCGCUUUUACCCAGUAUCCGCAGUUCAGCUGCUCGACCACAGGGAGCAGUCUAAAUGCCAUCUAUCGCUACUACAACACGAAAGGGGCAAAGCCAAAGAUGAAGUGGAGCACCAUUGACCGGUGGCCGACGCAUCCCCUUCUCAUUCAGUGUUUUGCAGACCACAUCCAGAAGGAGCUGGACUUAUUUCCCCCCGACAAGAGGAAGGACGUUGUGAUACUUUUCUCUGCUCACUCCCUGCCCAUGUCUGUAGUGAAUCGAGGCGAUCCGUAUCCGCAAGAGGUGGGAGCUACGGUCCAGAGGGUAAUGGAGAAACUCAACUAUUCCAACCCUUACAGGCUCGUGUGGCAGUCUAAGGUGGGCCCUAUGCCUUGGCUGGGUCCUCAGACGGAUGAGACCAUCAAAGGGCUCUGCCAAAGGGGGAAGAGGAACCUUUUGUUGGUUCCAAUAGCGUUCACCAGCGACCACAUCGAAACGCUGUAUGAACUGGACAUUGAAUAUGCACAGAAGUUAGCCAAUGAGUGUGGGGUUGAAAACAUCAGAAGAGCAGAAUCUCUGAAUGGAAAUCCACUGUUUGCCAAGGCACUAGCAGACCUAGUCUUUUCGCAUCUGCAGUCAAAUGAAGUCUGCUCCAAACAGUUAACUCUCAGCUGUCCACUGUGUGUGAAUCCCAUCUGCCGAGAGACGAAAUCUUUCUUUACCGGUCAAGAGCAAUGACGUGAGCUUAUGGAGGGAUACCUUUGGAUGGAGAAGGCCUUGCAACACGUGCCUUUGCGCUCUUUCAUCAGCUCCUCUUUUGGGCUGUCUCACACAAAGUUUUUGUCUCUUGUGGGAAGCGGCCCUUGAACCCGAGGGGUGGUUUACAGUAGGAUACAAGAGGGAUGAACUUGAAACUUGUUUUCUUUUCUGUUGAGGGAUCUAGGGUGGAAGGGAAGUAACGUUCAAGAGCUUCAUCCUGUGGGUUGCUGAGAACACUUGUCUCCUUCUAAAAUGGAUAAGCACGGCAGGGAGGGGGUAGAAACGCUCAGCACCCGUCAGUAUCGAUCCCAACAGUAUCAUUUUCAGCACGUCAAGAGCUGAAUUGUUACAGGUUGGCCACCCCAGCAAUUUCCACUGGGCUUUAAUUCUGUUGACUUAAUUGAUGUUUUCUGGGGAUAAGCGACUGGUAGGUUUUGAUUUUGUCGGAGGGAUCCGUCCUCCAGCGCAGGUCGGCUCGGUUCCGAAAGCCAGCCCCGCAGACUUUUGUUGGAGGAUUGCAACCUAGAUCUCUCGGAGCUCUUAAUAUGCACUAAUCAUAAAGGUAUUUAUCUCAAGCCUUCCAAGUAGGAUAUACAAUUUUUUUUUAACUCUUGGAGUUCUGUAGCAAAUUCAUUGAUCAGCCCAUCGAGUUUUUUUAAUGGCUUUUAAUGAACAAGUGACUUCGAAUUUUUUUUACUAGCCUGUGUGUAUAUAAAUUUUCUUAAACAGAGGUUGGUUUUGUUUUUACAUUUUUUUCCCCACGCAGAAGUGAUUCUGCACCAGCCUAAAAAGGGUUUGCCCUGUGUACGACUGACAAUGCAAUCCUAAGAAGAGUUGCUCCUGUCUAAGCCCAUUGAAAUCAGUGGGCUGAGACUAGCGUUACUCUGCUUAGGAUUACACUGUGAAUUCUCCGAACUGUGUUUACAUACUUUCCUUUGCAGAGAUUUCUGUGGUGUGUGAAGGAAGGAUUUCUCAAGAUGCUCAAGGUGGCCAGGCAGGUGUGCACACUAUCCGAUUAGCAUUGCCUGGCCAUGCAGAGAUGUAGUCUACGACGUGGUGUGAGAUUCCCCAGUUGAUUAUAUCUGUUUCCCAUUAUAUACAGUCUUCCCACGACUGGUUGCUUCCAUGUGGAGGUUUUGCUCCAGUUUGGAGUGGCUUUUUUGGGGGGCGGCGGGGAGCUUCCAGAUGUUGUGGACCCCUAACGGUCCACUUAUCCCCUGCUUUGCUGAAAAGUUCCUAAACUUGGGUUAAUGUUAGAAAAUAUCACAGCCUUUUUGGAAAGAUCACAAAGUGCCUUUUGUGUGCCAUGUGGAUGAGAAGGUGGACAUUUUGAAGGUGUUUUCUCAAUCCAUACAGCCGUCUCCCCCCACACACCCCGGAAAACUUGGGGAGGGGCUUUUAAAAAGCUUAACAAUUGCUAGAUUGCUGUCAUGCAAUAACAUUAAACUAUAUAGUCACAAUGUAGUAGCUCCUCUGAAUCCCUAGCUUUCGUUUGUUCAAAAAAUGUCUGUUGCCCUUUGCUGAGGUAUGAGGUACACCUUUCCCUUUGCAUCUGUGCAAUGAAAAGAGCUGUAUAGUAGCUUAUUAAAAAUAAAAGCUUGGGUCUACUAGAUGAUGGCAAUAGACUGUGAUAAUAUUACUGCACUGUAGCAAUCUAGCAAUGGCCAAUAGUAGACUGUGAUAGUAUUGCUGCGCUGUAGUGAUCUAGUAAUUGCCAGUUUUGAGAAAAGCCCUCUGAUGGCAAAGGAGAAGGGUGGCCAGAGGAAGGUGAGGCAAGGAAAGUGCAGGGGAAAUAGCCAUGGAAAGGGAUGCUCCUUUGCCACUACAAAUACCUGUGCAGUCAGAGCAGCAACAAGGGCUAUGUGGAAAACCAUCAUUGCGUUGGAGCAACCUUUGUGUUCAAUUAUUAGUGUGCAUGCGCAGUCUCCAUUACACUCGUAUUAAACAAAGUGUAUACAUACAUCCACACAGAAUCUUUUUGGGGGGCAGAGAGAUUCCAGUUUAUGGGGAUCCUGUACAAGCAACGUGUCAGGAUGGAAACUAGCAAAUGUUGACAUUUACCUGUAACUUUAGGAGGCCUACUGGGAAAUGUCAGAAAUAUUUGUGUCACAAGCACUUAUUUUUGCCGUUUGACUCUCUGGGCUUGCUCUGAGAAGAGAUGGAAAUGAAGUGGUUGCUAGGGUAGUGGCAGAUUUCAAAGGGUAGUGGCAGAUUUCAAGAUUUUCAGCAUUUCUGGAAUUCUCUGAAGAACUGUUGGUAAAUGUUAAUAUUUUCCAAACUUCUGAUCCCUAACACCAAUAGGUACAGUUCAGUUAUCAGUUGGAAUUUCUCCAGAAACUGUCCAUUAAUGCCACUCCGAACUGGCCCAGAUUGUUGAAAAUGUUUUUUUUUCCCCCAUUGAUUCACAUGGGCUGGCUUUGGGUUCACAUGGAUUGCUGCUGCCGUCAUUUCCACACGAUGCUUAAGUUUCUGUGCAGGGUGUCUUCUUCUGGGCACCCAAGUUUCAUUGAGGGCUUCCUUCUAUGGGACCAUGUCAGAAUGCAAGUCUCUUCUUCAGAGCGGCUGUAUAGAUUUGCUUAGCGCUUUCCAGCUGUCAAGACACUGUGGUUUUUGUGGGAUUUCUCUAGAUGCAAAUUGAUCCAGAUUUAAUUCAUCUUGUCAAUUAAAUUCCCCCAAAUGAUCUGUUAGAACAUUUUUCAAGCUCGUGGUCAAUUUAUGAGAGAUUGGCGGUUACCGUGACCCUCUUUCAUUAGCAGAUGAAGGAUUAGAUACAUCCUUCAUUUAGGAAAAUAAAAUAUUCCACUAUUGGGGUUUUUUUAAGGAGGGGGCAGGUAUGGUUAGUAAAUUUGAAAGGAUAUGGGCAGGGCCUAACUGACCUUCCGGCUAGUCCUGUACUGCUGGUCUCUAGAUCUUCCAGUCUCUACAAAACUGGUGCUGGGUAGCAGUCUUGGGUUCCAAUGUAACCGCAGUCACAGAUAUGUUGAGUGGCCUUAGCCAAGCCUCCAUCUCUGCCUCUUCUGUAAAUGCACUGUGAGAGUAAAAAUGUUGGCCUACCUUACUGAUUUGUUGUGAUCGUUCCUGAGGACAAUGAAUUGUAUGGGAAGUGUUUUGCGCACAUACUUAAGGUGCUAUAUGAAUAAGGAUUGCAAUUAUUGUUUAGCAAAUUAAUUGCUUGGAUUCGUGAAUUAAAAUGUUUUGAUUGCCUGACAA
This is a messenger RNA of Eublepharis macularius, 4715 nucleotides long. It is a transcript of the gene FECH, whose product is annotated as ferrochelatase. Bases 228 to 1484 code for a protein of 418 amino acids. NCBI's taxonomy places the organism in Eukaryota, Metazoa, Chordata, Lepidosauria, Squamata, Eublepharidae. The record is from RefSeq and is a predicted model, not a curated record. Gene Ontology annotation, molecular function: protoporphyrin ferrochelatase activity. The transcript is spliced from 11 exons. Gene Ontology annotation, biological process: heme biosynthetic process.